GCUUUUCCACGGCUCGUAGCAGUUUUCCACACACACAAAGAUGUUCCUGCCCGCGGUGCAUUUGUUAUUCUUUGGCCUGACAGCCACGUGGGCUUUUCAAUGGCAGGACGAUUGGCCCCACAGGAACUUGACCUGGUACCAGAGGCAAUAUUACCAAAGCAGAUGGUAUCAGAGACUCCGGUUUACCACAACCCCCAGACCAGGAGCCACUCCCGAACCCUCGGAGGCCCGUAUGGUGUAUCCUUGCUAUUGCUUCAAGCCUAAAGUGGACGGCAUGGUUGAACCCUUUGAAAAAAGGAUGAUAGAGCCCAAGGAACUAUUCUUUCUAAAUUAAAUUAUAGUGCAAAAUGAUCAUCAAAUGUCUCUAAAAUUUAAAUUAAGUUAAUUUAUGGUUUAUAGAGCAAUUACAAUUGUGUUGGAUAAUUCGUUAAGCGAUCUUAUAUUUUAAAACAAUAAAUAAAGCUAGUGUCAAGAAUAUAUAUUA
Molecule: messenger RNA, 484 nt
Organism: Drosophila serrata
Lineage: Eukaryota; Metazoa; Arthropoda; Insecta; Diptera; Drosophilidae
Source: RefSeq, a predicted model, not a curated record